Maylandia zebra (zebra mbuna) is the source of this 2127-nucleotide messenger RNA. RefSeq names its product carboxypeptidase M (gene cpm). Gene Ontology annotation, molecular function: metallocarboxypeptidase activity; zinc ion binding. The record is from RefSeq and is a predicted model, not a curated record. Gene Ontology annotation, biological process: protein processing; peptide metabolic process. Lineage: Eukaryota; Metazoa; Chordata; Actinopteri; Cichliformes; Cichlidae.
AUGAGUAACACUCAUUGAGAGGAGCGACAGACAGCGGCUAUCUGUUCGUCUUUCUGCCGGUGUUGUUCGGAGCCGCGGGGACAGGUCUUACUGCAGUGAUGUUAUCACUCCUCUUCCUCCUCCCUCCCUUCUUCCUCUUCACACCCGCCUGGACAUUGGAGUUUCGGUAUCACAACAACCAUGAGAUUGAGCAGUACCUCAAGCAGGUCAGCACCUCGAAUCCUGACAUCACACACCUGUACAGCAUCGGCCAGUCUUCAAAAGGUCAGCAGCUGUGGGUGUUGGCUUUGGGUGUCAGUCCUCACCAGCACACAGUUGGCAUCCCAGAGUUCAAAUAUGUGGGUAACAUGCAUGGAAAUGAGGUUCUUGGCCGAGUGCUGCUCCUUCAACUAAUAGAUGAGCUGGUGCGCAGUUACCGUAGCAACGAAACAUGGUCCUUGCGGUUGCUGAACAGCACACGCAUCCACAUCCUGCCGACGAUGAACCCAGACGGCUUUGACGUAGCAGACAAGGACUGCUACAACAGCCAGGGCAGGUACAACGGCAACGGCAUUGAUCUGAACAGGGACUUCCCGGAUGCUUUCGCUGGUCUCCAAAGUCAGCAGCUCUUUGAGGAGAGAAGGGAAGCUGAGGUCCAAGCAGUGAUUGGCUGGUUGAGGACGGAGAGUUUUGUUCUCUCUGCAAACCUUCAUGGAGGCGCUGUGGUGGCCAGUUACCCCUAUGACAACAGCAAUGGCGGUAGUGAACUGGUGGGCGGGGCUAGCAUCGCUCCUGAUAAUGACGUGUUUGUUCACCUGGCUAAGGAGUACUCCCACAAUCACGCCUCCAUGUACCGAGGUAACUUCUGUAUGGACAGCAGGCCGUUCCUGGAGGGCAUCACCAACGGAUUCCAGUGGUAUCGUCUGGAAGGUGGGAUGCAGGAUUACAACUAUGUGUGGGGGCAGUGUUUGGAGAUCACUCUGGAACUGUCCUGCUGCAAGUAUCCUCCAGCCAGAGAGCUUCCUGCUUUGUGGAACGACAAUAAAAAGGCUCUGCUGGCCUACGUCCAGCAAGUCCACCUGGGUGUCAAAGGUCAAGUGUUUGAUGGUUCAGGCGAGCCAGUGGAGAACGCAGUGGUGGAGGUCAGAGGUCGCAGGAAUAUAUGUCCAUUCAGAACCAAUCAACAUGGGGAAUACUACCGUCUGCUGCUACCUGGGAACUACACAUUCACAGUAACAUAUCCAGGUCACGAGGUUUUGACAAAGACUCUCAGUGUCCCGUAUGGUCCGGAUCAAUACUCUGCCCUUAAACACGACUUCCUGUUACGACGCAUAGCCCGAACGACUAGACGGACUGUGGGUAGCACUACCCAAACUGAUGCCACCCCUACCUGUAACUACACUUUACAACAGAAGGCGGGCGGAGCCAUGAACAGGCCCACGUGGAGCAGCCUGGCUAUAGGGCUCAGCAUGGCGGCAGUGCUGCGAUCCCUGAUCGACUGAAGUGAAAUUGCCAGCCAGGUUCAGUUCCUAUCGACAUCAAACCAAACACGUACAUCAAAACUGUGACACAAUGUCAACUGCAGCCUUCUGAGGAGACACAUGGAGCAGGAGUUUGACAAUUCCUGCAAGCUUUGUUGCCCCAAACAAAUCUGAGACCAUGAAACCAUGAGAUGAAAUUUAGUGGAGAAUACUGUGAUGGUCAGAGCUAAAGUGGAGCACCCAGGUUCAUAAGCAUAGAAGUUACAUACUUCUGAUAUGGAUAACAGGAAACAUUUGCAAAAGACAUUUUCACAUGUAGCAGUAGAAUGAGGACCAGACUAGAAGUUAAAAACUUAUAUGAGCCUUUAUGUUAUACGCUAGCACAAAUUUUAACCAAAGACCCAAACAACCCAAAUGGCUGCUUUGUUAAGAUCACUAAUGGGUGGUGCCUCAAGGCCCCUUAUUAUACAUAGCUUUUCCUUACAAAGUGUACAAUGGCAUGAAUCAUCACUUAGCUAUUCACGUGCAUUAUACGCACAUAACUUGUCUGCUAUUGUACGCAAAGGGAAAAUGUGUAUUCCAUGAUUGGCUGGCAAGCAGUUUCUGCAUGUUGCUGGCAGUCACAUUGGUUCCAAAAAGAGGGCUGUAUAAAAAAAACUCUCCUUGA